UGACUUGGAUGGAGAGUUGUCUCAUUGGCAAUCAUACCACAUCUUCUUAUUUAUAUUAUGAUUGCAGGACUUGAUCCAGCUGGACCAUUGUUUGAGAAUAAAGAUCCGAAGACAAGAUUAGAUCCAUCUGAUGCUCAUUACGUAGAAGCUAUACACACCGAUGGUGAUUCUCUUUUACAGUUAGGUUUUGGAUUAGAAAAAGCAAUUGGUCAUGCUGACUUUUAUCCAAAUGGUGGUGAAAAACAGCCUGGUUGUGAACGUGAUAUUGGUUCACAUUUGUUUAGUUUAAUUACUGGGAAAAUCGAACAGUUUACAUCAACCAUAGCAUGCAGUCAUAUGAGGGUUUUAGACUUGUUCACAGAAUCGAUCAAUUCACAAUGUGCCUUCAGUGGAAAACCUUGCCACACAAAAAAGGACUUCGACGCAGGCCAUUGCGCUAGAUGUGGACUUGGUUGUGCCGACAUGGGAUACAAUGGUCACCAGAAAGGUCACGGAAAGUAUUAUUUCUCAACGAAUUCAGCAGGACCAUUUUGUAAAUAA
Messenger RNA from Mytilus californianus (California mussel), 540 nucleotides. RefSeq names its product lipase member H-like. Gene Ontology annotation, molecular function: lipase activity. NCBI's taxonomy places the organism in Eukaryota, Metazoa, Mollusca, Bivalvia, Mytilida, Mytilidae. Bases 58 to 540 code for a protein of 160 amino acids. The record is from RefSeq and is a predicted model, not a curated record. The transcript has 3 exons.